Zygosaccharomyces rouxii is the source of this 549-nucleotide messenger RNA. RefSeq lists its product as uncharacterized. The record is from RefSeq and is a predicted model, not a curated record. Lineage: Eukaryota; Fungi; Ascomycota; Saccharomycetes; Saccharomycetales; Saccharomycetaceae. The transcript has a single exon. Bases 1 to 549 code for a protein of 182 amino acids.
AUGCCUGAAUUAAAACGAAUCCAUAGGUCUGUUAUGGAUCCUGAUAACAAUACUGACGAUGGUGAAGAUGCUAUCCCCAUGCAACCCUUGGAUAUCGAUGAGCAGGAAGAUUUGAUCCAACAGUUAGAGAAGGGAAACUCAAAGAGGAAUCACCUUUAUGUAAAUGUUCUUACAGGAAUUUAUGCCAUCUGUGGGCUUUCCUUUCUGUGUCAGACCAGAAAGUCUCUAGGUAAAGAAUUUUGGGUUUAUGGAUUGGGUUGUAUAUCUAUGGCGCUUUCCAUCGUCAGCGUAAGGUAUGAAAUAGUAACCGAUUUCCAAGUAUUCAUGACAUCUCAAGUGCAGAUGAACAACAUUGCUCUCCAAAGAUUUAAUGUCGCGGUCUUAGUAUUAGUAGAGUGGUUAGCGCUUACAGAAUUACCGUUAGGAAUGGUUUCUCAAAUUCCCUUGUUUCUAUUCUUCGUAUCUAUUCUAACAAAGAGAUGGGUUAGAUCAAUGGAAAACGAAAUAACUAGCUUGCGUGGUUUGAAAUAUAAGUAUAAGAGCGCUUAA